Molecule: messenger RNA, 1986 nt
Organism: Trichoderma asperellum CBS 433.97
Lineage: Eukaryota; Fungi; Ascomycota; Sordariomycetes; Hypocreales; Hypocreaceae
Source: RefSeq, a predicted model, not a curated record
ACCGGAUAAGCUUGGCUAAGCGGUGGCUGUACUUCACAUGAAAAAUCGCGUUGUCGUGUCGUGUCGUGUCUGUCGACCUACAGGUUCUCCUCACCAUUCUCACCUUUCGAUUGGACAUUUGCUGCUCUAUCAGUUCCUGCGUUGCGACAUGUCGUGCUGCUAUUCGACCAGCGCAAUGCCUUGUGAGCGCCACUAAUGUGGCCAAAUCACGACCCUAGGGCGAAACCUCAAGAAGGGGUCUGCUCAGUAACUCUACUAUGCAUAUAUAUAUGUGUGUGUAUGUAUAUAUAUAUAUAUAUAUAUAAAGUCGACCUUUACUUUGUUAUUCGCUUGGGCUAGACAUGCAUCUUACCUGAGAUGAUUGUUAUAUUCAUAUUGGCUGAACAGUGAAGUAUUGGCGAUGGCGGAAAAUCAAGACCAGCUACGGAGGCUGGAGGAGCAGCGGAUUUCAGUGAUGGCAGAAGAUGAGCGUAAGGCUGCAUUAAUUUCGGACCUCUUCAAGCAUAUCGGUGAUUUGACGGGCCAGCUUGCCGAAGCGCAUAUGGAUCUUCGAGAUAGAAAAGACAUGCUUGAGCUUAAGCGUACAAAACUUGAGCUUGCAGAGAAGCAGAUUGAAGAUUUACGACGCAAAACUGAUGAUCAUGUUUUUAGUAUGGUUAUAAUUGAUGGCGACAAUAUGCCGUUUCAGGAUGAAUUUGCUAGAGACGGCCUCACAGGAGGCAAGAGAGCAGCUGGUCUCCUUAGAAAAGCAAUAACUGAGGAUAUCAAAACGAGAUUUCCGUCUCUUCCUGCGAACGUCCCAGUGAUGAUUCGUGUGUAUGCGAAUUUAAGAGGGUUAAGCAAAAAAUAUAGAGAACUUAUGCCUGACUCGGCAUCGUUUGAAGAUUUUGUUCGUGGAUUUAAUACGGUCCACCCUAUGUGCGAUUUCAUCGACGCUGGGUGUGGCAAAGAAUGUGCCGACGAGAAAAUAAAAGCCUCUAUUAAGUUUGGCCUUGAUGAUAGUCAUUGCAAACAAGUGUUUUUCGGUGGACCAGGAGACAACGGAUAUGCCCGCGUUUUCGACUCUUUCCUCGAAGACCAGGGCAUCAGAGAACAGAUCACGCUGAUGGCAGGUCCCCCUUUUGCGUACGAACUGGCGGCAAUCAAAGAUAAAUUUCAUAAUAUGACCUUGGACAACAUCUUCAGAAGCCAGAAACUUCCCAGCGAAGCCAACCGCAGGACCUCAUUCCAUAUCACACCGCCAGGAACUCCCAUGUCUCCAACCUCUCCGCUGAACUUUGCAGCCGUUGCAAAGGUGCCUAGCAGCCCGGCUCAGAGCUCCCCGGCCCAGUUAUACUACACAGAGCCCAAGAUGCCUUCCAAUGGGGUCAUAUUGCGGAAUAAAUUUGGACAGAGGGUGGAUUCGCGGCUUUCGUACUUGCAAUCUGAUUUCUCGAACUUGAAAGACCGAAAGCUUUGCAACAAUUUCCACAUUCUGGGCAAGUGCUACUAUCUUGAAAAGUUUGGCAAAUGCCAUCAUAUCCAUGGAGAAAAGUUGGUCGGCCAGCGGCUGGAAGCUUUGCGAGCCAUUGCUCGUCAGUCUCCGUGCUUGAAUGGGCUGAGCUGCAGCCAGACAGAUUGCGUGGCCGGACAUAAGUGUCCAAGGGAGCCUUGCCAUUUAGAAAACUGCUGGUUUCCUAAAGAAAUGCAUAACGUUGAGUCUCAGGCCGUGGAAUAAGAUUAUGUUUGAGCUUAAUGUUUUAUAAUAUGGGCUUUUUUGGAGGGAAAUUUGCAUUGAACUUGUAUAAGUGUUCGUUUUGGGAUGGACGGAUGGAAGGACAAUACACGGCGGUUAGGGCUGGCUAUCUGGUAUGGUGAACAGAAUACACGGAGUUCAUUUGCAUACCGGCAGCAUUGCUUCGACGGCUAUACAAAAAUGAUGCUAGUUAGAAUUUAUUCAGUUUUUAGUUUUUAGUUUAAUUUAAUUUUUUGCAAACAAAGAGGAAG